AUUAUUCAACUUAUUCAUUUGAAUGACUUGAUACGUACAUGUACAUAUUUAACUUACAUGGAUUUUAAUUUAAGUGUUAUGAAACAAACAUGACAAAUUUUAAUAUAUUUUUGAUAUAUCUUCAUAUCAUGUAUAUAGUAUGACAUUGUAAAGUCACCGGAGUAAAUGAUGUCAGAAGAUGGGAUGUGUAGAAAGUCAUAGACGAAGCAGAUCUGCUGAAAGGUCUAGGCAGCUUACAGAGGAACUUACACGUGAUUUUAUGCUGAAGAGACAAGAGAUCAAUGUACUUACCGUUGGAACAAAGUAUUCAGACAAAGAACAAUUUAUUCAACAGUUGCUGAGAUUCAUUAAAGAAGAACAAGAAAACAAUGACGCAACAAACAAUGCGGGUGGUCCUCAAGAGAUUGUAAUCUCAAAGAAUUUAUCAGAAAUUUGUUUUACCAUCUGUGACAGAAAGUUCAGAAUUUUACAUUUGGAAGAUGGAGUUGAAGCAUUUAAAUCUAAAUGGAUAAAUUGUUUAGACCAUGUCAGCGUGAUACUGGUAGUGUCAAAUCUGUCAAAAUAUAACAUACACUCAUCAGACAAGAGUCCAGAAGAGAACCAAUUGUUAGACAGCAUAAACUUAUGCGAAGAAGUAGGCAGGCAUUAUUCUUUCCGGGAUAUACCAAUCUGCCUGCUAUUCAUGAAUCCGGACGUGUUUGAACAGAAAUUAUCACAAAUCUCUCUUAGUAUAUACUUCCCAAACUUCAAAGGUGCGGGCUCGUUUGAGGAAGCUUUAGCUUUUAUAUUGACGGAAUUCGAGAAGUCUUGUACGUGGAAAAGUCGUAGUAUUCACACUAAAGUAUUACAAUACAAUGACAGCGCUGACCUUAGUUCCUUAAUUCAAACCGUUAUUGAUAUGUGUCCAAUAGAGGAGGUGCACACAGAGCGUUACAAUCGACCUUAUCAAUCAAGUUUUUGCGACGAACCAUUGUCUACCAUAUGCAUAUUGCCUUUAUGGUACUGCGUUUACUACUGCUGUAUGCCAACACGCUCUCGUCUUUCGUUUCACAUAGAUUUCAUCAUUAAAUUGUUUCAUGGUUAA
Messenger RNA from Ruditapes philippinarum (Manila clam), 1084 nucleotides. RefSeq names its product guanine nucleotide-binding protein alpha-2 subunit-like. Gene Ontology annotation, biological process: adenylate cyclase-modulating G protein-coupled receptor signaling pathway. Gene Ontology annotation, molecular function: guanyl nucleotide binding; G-protein beta/gamma-subunit complex binding; G protein-coupled receptor binding. NCBI's taxonomy places the organism in Eukaryota, Metazoa, Mollusca, Bivalvia, Venerida, Veneridae. The record is from RefSeq and is a predicted model, not a curated record. Bases 179 to 1084 code for a protein of 301 amino acids. The transcript is spliced from 6 exons. Gene Ontology annotation, cellular component: heterotrimeric G-protein complex.